AUGACAAAACUGUUCACAUAUGAAAAAGGCUAAAAUCUAGACCGUUGAAGCCACAAUCCAAUAGACGGUUGAGAUCAACUAAAAGUCAAAUUCGUUGACUUGAAAAUAAGUAAAAAAGGCUUCCUAUCACUCACGUCGUUGCCGGAGCACAAAAAUUCAACAGAUACAAAUAUACAUUGAUUAAUAUGCAAACCAGAGAGAUUGAAAAUUUCAUAAGAAGAGGUAAUGGCGGCGAUCCUUAUUUUCAUGUUAAUUCUUUCAAUACCCAUUUUUUUAGCUUCUGAAGCUUCUGAAGAUCUCAGCUUCACCUUCAAUGGCUUCCGCUCCGGCGAUCUCAGCCUCGACGGCGUCGCCGAAAUAACCUCCAAUGGCGUUUUGAAGCUAACCAACGACAUCGACCAACAAAUUGGCCAUGCUUUUUACCCCAAUUCCAUUUCCUUUAAGAACCAAUCAACGAAUUCCUCUGUUUUCUCCUUCUCUGCAACGUUCGUCUUCGCCAUAAAAUCUGAAUAUCAUGAUCUCGCCGGCCAUGGAAUUGCCUUCGUUGUUUCACCGUCGAGAGGUCUUCCCGGAGCUCGGCCGAGCGAGAGCCUCGGUUUGUUCAAUGAGUCCAACAAUGGGAACGAAACAAAUCAUAUCUUCGCCAUUGAACUUGACACGAUACAGAAUCUAGACCUUAAAGAUAUCAACAGAAACCAUGUCGGAAUCAACAUUAACGGACUUGUGUCGGAACGGGCGGCGCCGGCUGGGUAUUGGGUCGACGGUGAAUUUAAGAAUUUGACGUUAAUUAGUGGCGAAUUGAUGCAAGUUUGGGUUGAAUACGAUGGGAUUGAUAAACGAAUUGAUGUUACUAUGGCUCCAAUUGAGAUAAUCCAUAAACCCAAAACUCCCCUUUUGUCUUUCCGGCGGGAUUUGUCGUCAGUCAUCAACGAAAUCAUGUUCGUCGGAUUCUCCUCGUCGACAGGUUCCAUUACGACGGCGCAUUACGUUCUGGGUUGGAGCUUCAAAAUCAAUGGCGAAGUCCCUCGGCUUGCUCUGUCUCAACUACCGGAGCUUCCACCUCGGUCGGAGAAAAAACAGAGAUCCAAAUUUCUGACGGUGGGGUUGCCGUUGAUUUGCAGUUCAGUAGUUUUAACGGCGGUUUUAGGUGCAGUUUUCUUGAUUCAUCGGCGGCGGAAAUUCGCAGAGGUUUUAGAGGAUUGGGAGCUGGAAUAUGGACCCCAAAGAUUCAAAUACAAGGAUCUAUACAUAGCCACAAAGGGAUUCAGAGAAAAAGAAUUUCUGGGUUUUGGAGGAUUCGGUCGAGUUUACAAAGGGGUUUUACCAAAUUCAAAAAUUGAAGUCGCUGUAAAGAAGAUAUCUCAUGAAUCAAGACAGGGGAUGAAGGAAUUCGUGGCGGAGAUAGUGAGUGUAGGGCGGCUCCGACACCGGAACCUGGUGGCGUUGCUGGGGUACUGCCGGCGGAGAGAAAAGCUGUUUUUAGUGUAUGAAUACAUGCCGAAUGGAAGCUUGGACACAUAUUUACACGACUGGCCGGAAGUCACAAUCAAUUGGGAGCAGAGGUUUGAGAUAAUAAAAGGGGUGGCGUCGGGGCUGUUUUAUCUUCAUGAACAGUGCGAACAGGUAGUGAUUCAUAGAGAUGUGAAGGCUAGCAAUGUGCUGCUUGAUGCAGAAUUCAAUGGCAGAUUGGGGGACUUUGGUUUGGCUAAAAUGCACGACCGUGGCGCCGAUCCUCGAACCACCCAUGUCGUUGGGACUCUUGGGUAUCUAGCGCCAGAGCACAUAAGAACAGGGAGAGCCACAACAAGAACAGACGUGUACGCAUUUGGAGCGUUUCUUCUGGAAGUGGGCUGCGGGAGAAGGCCAAUCCACCAGCAAGAUGAAGCGGAUGAUUUCAUAUUAAUGGAUUGGGUUUUCUCCUGUUGGUCUAACGGCGACAUUCUCAGAACCGCCGACCCAAAACUGGGAGGAAAUUUCGACCCUUCACAGCUCGAAUUGGUUCUCAAACUUGGGUUGCUCUGUUCUCAUUCCUCGCCGGCGGUUCGCCCCACCAUGCGCCAGGUUUUGCAGUAUUUGGAGGCUGAUGCGCCGCUGCCGGAGCUCGCAACGCUCCGGUGGCGGCUCUCUGGUAAUGUGUUCUUGAAUUUGAGGCGGCGUAAUGGGGGUAGUAUCGGCGAUGGAUUGGAUGAUUUUUCGAUGUCUUAUCCGGUGUCGACGGAGAGGAAUGUGACGAGUUCGUCGUCGGUGGCGGAGUCUGUUCUUUCGGAAGGCCGAUGAUUUUGGAUGAUUAAGAUUGGUUAGCUUAUGAGACAUGAAAUAAUUACGACAUUUAA
Messenger RNA from Cucurbita pepo subsp. pepo (vegetable marrow), 2333 nucleotides. The record is from RefSeq and is a predicted model, not a curated record. Lineage: Eukaryota; Viridiplantae; Streptophyta; Magnoliopsida; Cucurbitales; Cucurbitaceae.